Messenger RNA from Cladophialophora psammophila CBS 110553, 498 nucleotides. RefSeq names its product E3 ubiquitin ligase complex SCF subunit sconC. The record is from RefSeq and is a predicted model, not a curated record. Lineage: Eukaryota; Fungi; Ascomycota; Eurotiomycetes; Chaetothyriales; Herpotrichiellaceae. The transcript is spliced from 2 exons. Gene Ontology annotation, molecular function: cullin family protein binding. Bases 1 to 498 code for a protein of 165 amino acids. Gene Ontology annotation, cellular component: cytoplasm; nucleus. Gene Ontology annotation, biological process: SCF-dependent proteasomal ubiquitin-dependent protein catabolic process; mitotic cell cycle.
AUGUCUGACAACUCGAAAAAGCUGGUGCUCCAGAGUUCGGAUGGCGAGGACAUCGUAGUUGACCGCGAUGUCGCUGAGAGAUCGAUUCUCAUCAAGAACAUGGUCGGUGAUCUUGGCGAAGAUGCCAUGGAAGAGGCCAUUCCCAUCCCCAACGUCAACGCAGCUGUCCUCAAAAAGGUGAUCGAAUGGUGCACACAUCACAAGCACGAUCCUCCUGCAACGAACGAAGACGACUCCGAUUCGCGCAAGAAGACGACUGAUAUUGAUGAAUGGGAUCAAAAGUUCAUGCAAGUCGAUCAAGAAAUGCUUUUUGAGAUCAUCCUGGCGGCCAACUACCUUGAUAUCAAGGCUCUGCUUGAUGUCGGGUGUAAGACUGUCGCCAACAUGAUCAAGGGCAAGUCCCCAGAAGAGAUCCGCAAGACCUUCAAUAUCCAAAACGACUUCACGCCAGAAGAAGAGGACCAGAUCCGUCGCGAAAACGAGUGGGCUGAAGAGUGA